Messenger RNA from Cloeon dipterum, 1957 nucleotides. RefSeq names its product segmentation protein Runt-like. Gene Ontology annotation, biological process: regulation of DNA-templated transcription. The coding region runs from base 42 to 1142 and encodes 366 amino acids. Gene Ontology annotation, molecular function: DNA-binding transcription factor activity, RNA polymerase II-specific; RNA polymerase II cis-regulatory region sequence-specific DNA binding; ATP binding. Gene Ontology annotation, cellular component: nucleus. The record is from RefSeq and is a predicted model, not a curated record. NCBI's taxonomy places the organism in Eukaryota, Metazoa, Arthropoda, Insecta, Ephemeroptera, Baetidae. The transcript is spliced from 4 exons.
CGCCACUGACGCGAGCACACGUCUCCCUACCGCGAGGGUAAAUGCAUCUGCCGGUGUCCGACGGCUGCAUCAUGCCCAACGCCGAGGAACAGCUCAUGGCUCCCAUGUCAGAACUCGAUAGCAUUCGCAACAUGUUGUCUCAGCAGCACGGCGAACUCGUCGCCACUGGCAGCCCCAAUGUGCUGUGCACCGUGCUGCCCAACCACUGGCGCUCGAACAAGUCGCUACCUGUGGCGUUCAGGGUGGUCAUCCUGGACGACGUCCCCGACGGCACCGUGGUCACCAUCAACGCUGGCAACGACGAGAACUGCAGCGCCGAACUCCGAAACUGUCAGACCGUCAUCAAGAACCAGGUGGCAAAAUUCAACGACCUUCGCUUCGUCGGCAGGAGUGGCAGGGGAAAAAGCUUCACGCUGUCAAUCACAGUCAGCUCCAGACCCAUGCAGAUCGCCACGUACAACAAGGCCAUCAAGGUGACUGUUGAUGGCCCCAGGGAGCCGAGGACCAAGUCGAUGCAAUACUAUCCGAAUAGCCAUCCAGGCUUCGGUCACUUCGCCAUGGUUGCCCCGCAAUGGCUCGACCCUGCCUACGUGUCCACCUACACGGAGUACUUCCGCAGGUCUGGUGAACUGAGGUCCUUUCCUGGCGACGUACGUCAUCCUCCAUUUUUAAACGGUGGACCCGAACACUUGUUCCCGCCUUUUAUCCCGUACAUGCCAUCUCCGUUCGUGCCCUUCCAAGCCCAACUUGAAUCGGCACACCACGUGCCCGCCGUGGCCCCCAGCCCUGUGACCUCAAGCUCGCCCGUGUCGCAGACAGCCAACAGCACACCGAUCUCGCCUAACUCCGUCCUUCCCACUCCCCUCAGCCAGCUCAGAAUCCCCACGUCGCCUGCCGGCUCUCCGCAGGACUCAAACCAGUCUGCCUCGCCUGAGACUUCACAGCAGGCGGAGAGCGUCAGGUCUGCGUUCCAGCAGGUGACCCCCUCCAAAUCCAAUUCCUCGUCGGAAGCGUCAAAAACCGACGAGGAGAAGGCAGCGCCCAAGGUCAAGUCUGAUAGUGCAAUUACCAGAAGUAAUGUUGGUCCGAUUCCAAGCGACUUGGCUACACAAAAGAGGGUGUGGAGGCCGUACAAGAAAUAAACUAACAAUCGUUGGGAAAUCGCAGAUGGAUUCCAUUUAUUUUUUUUUUUCAAAGUUUGUGCGUAGACAGAGCUUCUUCAAACUGGACAAACCAAGAAUAUUUUGAUACCUGCUGGCAGGUUUAACAGGUUUUUCAAGAACUGCUAAAGUUUUGUGAAUGUUGUAGCACCAAGAAAAGAUUUUUAAAAUUGAUAAAAUAUAAACACAAAAUCCAAGCAAAACCAAGCCAAAAACUCGCCAUUAAAAAUAUUAAGAUUUUAAUUUUGCUAUACAUAUUUUCCAUUCAUAUUAAUUUUACUAACUUAAAUUAUUUUUGUUCAGCAAUGAAACCCCUGUUUGUUCAAAAUGUUCACAAUUACCAUGGUUUGUCCUGCGUGCAUAAAUUCAACAUACACACGUCAUCAUUUUACUAUGACCUCCAACACAUCCGCCAGAAAAUCUAACAUGAAAUCAACUCUAUACUCCUGGAAAAUACAAGGUUAUUUUGUACCUACUUCGAUUAAUAAAACCACCUGCGACCACUGUCAACUUCCGCACAAGCUAAAUUAUUGUGGAAUCCGUCUGAGUGAUAAAGGAGAUGAGGGAUCUGGGACCUCUCUACGUGCAAUGGCAAAAGAGACUGACGCAAGAAUGUAUGAGUGCUUUCCCAGUGCAAAAGGUGCGUGAGAGUACAUCACAAAUAUGAAAUGAAUGUAUCAAUGAAUACCAAGUAGUAUUUUUGUAACCUAAUCAUAAAUUAUGGUUGUGUAUUGCAUAAAUUACGGAAGAUUUUUCUUUUAAUCGUAAUUUUUAAAAUACACUGCAUUCAAAAAUAA